AUGCCAGCAGACCUCAGCGGCACCUGGAAACUUCUCAGCAGCAACAACUUCGAGGGCUACGUGCUGGCCCUGGCCCCUGCCUUUGUCCCUGAGUCUCUGCACCCAUCUUGCGCCCCUCUGUCCAUCUUCUUUCCUCUGUCCCCCUUGUCUGCCUGCCAAACGACCCUGGCCAUCCCUGGCUCUCCCUCAGUACCACCCUGUGUCCGUCAGAAAAACGGGGAUUCCUUUACCAUCCCCACCAGCAGCCUAAGGAACUACCCUGUUACAUGCAACAUUGCAGAUGAAUUUGAGGAAGAUAACAAAGGCCUGGAUAAAAGACAAUGCACGCUUGGUUACCUGGAGCAUGGCACGCUCACUUGUGUGCAGAAAGGCGAGAAAGAGGACAGAGACUGGCGCCACUGGAUUGAAGGGGACCUGUCCCACCUGGAAAUGUUCUUUGAAGGCCAGGUGUGCAAACAAACACUCCAGAGAGCCUGAUUCAUGUCCAGAGCAGAGCCCACUUGAGGCCACUGGGCAAUGCCAAAUUAUCUUGCAAAAGGUGCUUGUCUGUCUUGGUUUGAUGAAGGGUCUUGUCAUUGGAAAGAUGUCACACAGCCUGCACUAGAAACUCUGGUUGCUUGGAAGCUGAAACUAUUUCAGCUUCAAUAAACCUGUCCAAGUGAUGCUGA
Molecule: messenger RNA, 668 nt
Organism: Meriones unguiculatus (Mongolian gerbil)
Lineage: Eukaryota; Metazoa; Chordata; Mammalia; Rodentia; Muridae
Gene: Rbp7
Product: retinol binding protein 7
Biological process (GO): fatty acid transport
Cellular component (GO): cytosol; nucleus
Molecular function (GO): fatty acid binding
Source: RefSeq, a predicted model, not a curated record